AUCACACGCGUCCUGCCACUACACGCUUCUCUUCUGUACGAUUAUCUAUAAUUCAUUUGGGAUACCCGAUGCAUCUCUGAAGAAGAUUUUCCCUGCGGACUCUCUUAAGACUCUGGCUCUUCCCGAUGUGAGCCCAGCUGAGACCGCGUCCAACAUGUCUCGCCGCAAGCAGGGCAAACCCCAGCACUUAAGCAAACAGGAGUUUUCGCCCGAGCCAGUGACGGCAGAUAUCCCUGAAAACCGGGAAAGCCAGCCCGGAUCGGAACCAUCCACCCCUAAAGGGGACCAGGAUCUUCUCACCUGUGGCCAGUGUCACUCCAGGUUUUCUUUGGCUGACAUCCUAGUGUUCAUCGAGCACAAACGCAGGCAGUGUCAAGGACGCCUAUGUAUAGACAAAGGUUCAGACCUGCCACCGUCGCCUCCACGUGCAGGUCUGCGGCGGGCCUGCGCCCCUGUGGAAGUGGCUGUUCAAGUUUCACCCAGUGGAGAGGAGUACUUAGCCUCCACACCGCAUGGAUUACGACCCAAGCAGGAGAAUAUAACAGAAAAAGAUGAGCCCAGCAGCUACACUUGCACAACUUGUAAGCAGUCAUUCAGCAAUGCCUGGUUCCUGCUACAGCAUGCCCAGAACACUCAUGGUUUCCGAAUAUACCUGGAGAGUGAACCUGGAAGUCCGUUAACUCCUCGGGUGGCCUCUGCUCCAGGCAUGGGUGGUGAUUGUGCUUCGCAGCCACAGCUACACACAGCCCAGCGUGCAGAUAGCAGCCCCUAUAGCUUAAUGAGGAUAGCCAACAGAGAAGGGUCGUCAGUUCCUAGAGAAGGUCGAUAUCCUAGGACACCUCCACUCUUUAGUCCCCCACCACGGCAUCAUAUGAGCCCAGAUGAUCUGGCUUUGGCCCCCCACCACCCAAGCGCCUUUGAUAGGGUUCUGCGUCUUAAUUCAGUACCCUUGGACUCCCCAUCUAUGGACUUCUCAAGACGACUAAGGGAACUGGCAGGGAACUCUGCUGGGUCCUCUCCGCCCAUGUCGCCGAACCGUCCUAGCCCCAUGCAACAGCUUCUUCAGCCUUUGCAACCUGGAGCUUCUCAUUCUCCUGGACCUCAUUCAACAUCAACUCAACAAACUCCAAACAUGCCAACUGUGAAGGCAAAGUCUUGUGAGUUCUGUGGGAAGUCCUUCAAGUUCCAGAGCAACUUAAUUGUUCAUAGGCGCAGUCAUACUGGAGAGAAACCGUACAAGUGCCACCUGUGCAACCAUGCUUGCACUCAAGCCAGCAAGUUGAAGCGCCACAUGAAGACUCAUCUGCACAAAUCCUCCUCCACUACCUCCAAAUCUGAUGAUGGUCUUUCAAUUGCCAGUUCUCCGGAACCAGGAACAAGUGAUUUGCUAAGCAGUGCCACCAAUGCUCUCAAAUCUGUGGUGGCAAAGUUGAAAAGUGAAAACAAUGGCAUGAUCCCUGAAAAUGAACAGGAGGAGGAAGAUGACGAAGAUGAAGAUGAUGAGGAGGAGGAUGAAGAGGAAGAAGAGGAGGAUGAAGAGGAAGAAGAGGAGGAAGAGAAUGAUAGUGAGGCAGGAGAGAGGGAUGACAUUAUCUUCAGCUUGAGCUUAGAAGGUGCACGCCACCACGAGAACAAUAGACAAUGUCACAACAAAAGUUCGGAGGCAGUUCAGGUUUAUCGAGAUGCCCUAAACAUGUACAAACAAGGAGACCAUAGAUCAACUAGCGAGACAGGCGGUGACAACUCCCCAAAAGAGUCUGGCCAAGUAAAGGAGGGAAAUGGACCCACAGUAAAUGGUACGGCCUCCUACCUAAAUGACGACCUCUCUCGUAAACUUCUGGCUGGAAGUCCAGGAUCCGACAGUCCUCUCUCGAAACGCAUAAAGGUUGAAAAAGACAUUGAUCUACCUACUCCUGCAGUCCCCAACACUGAGAAUGUGUACUCUCAGUGGUUGGCUGGAUAUGCCGCAUCCCGCCAGCUUAAAGAUCCCAUCCUCAACUUUGGGGACUCGAGACAAUCGCCUUUUGCCACCUCUUCAGAGCACUCCUCGGAAAAUGGCAGUCUCAGGUUCUCCACUCCACCUGGUGAGCUGGAUGGAGGGACAGCAUCAGGGUGCAGUGGAACGGGAAGUAGGGCCAGUACGCCCCACCUCCCCACUGGUCGACCCAGCUCCAAGGACAGCCGCCGUAGUGACAUGUGUGAGUUUUGUGGCAAAGUCUUUAAGAACUGCAGCAACUUGACAGUGCAUCGCCGCAGCCACACCGGUGAGAGACCGUACAAAUGCGAGCUUUGUAGCUACGCCUGUGCUCAGAGCAGCAAGUUAACGAGACACAUGAAGACGCACGGGCAGAUGGGCAAGGACGUUUAUAAAUGUGAGAUAUGCCACAUGCCUUUUAGCGUCUAUAGCACUCUGGAGAAGCACAUGAAAAAAUGGCACAACGAUCAACCGUUGAGCAUUGAAAUAAAAACAGAGUAGAUUUACGACAUAUUUUGCAGACCUAGAAUAAUAUUUAAGGCACAGCGUCAGAGAAUUAUGCUGGGCAAAAAUUGACGCAUGACUUUGAGCCUCUCUAAUGUGCAAUAACUUAAUGUUUUGUACUUUUCUUACUUGUUGGCAUGAUUUAAUGUGUUAGCUUGAUUAAGCAUUAGUUGUGUUGCUGUUGGUACAGUCUUUUAUUGAACGGGACAUUUCAUGUGGCAAAUAAUUAUUUUUACGUAUCAUACCUAGUAUUUGGUCAUUUAAGCUUGUAAUCUUUUGACUACCUACAUUCACACUGGGGUUUACACUGUUAAUAGGGGUAUAGAUUAUAGGGUUACCAGCGAAAGUUUGAACAGUAAUAUUUUAGUCAAAUACUAAACUUGUUUGAUUUUUUGUUGUUGCUUGUGAAAAAGAGUGCCUUGGGUAUCUUUAAAGCGUCUGUGGUUUCUGCCAUUUGCCAUAAACUUGGGAAUAUUGUUCAAUGCAAAAUAAGGUUCUUGCAUCAAGUACCUAUUGUGAAUUCACUAAAUGCAGGAAUCCAGUAUACGUUCUUGUGUAUAUAAUUUAUUAGUAUAACCUAUUGUGUUUUUAAGUACAAUUCUUUUGUUGGUAUGUUCAUGCCCUUUGGCUUGGAGAUAUUUUAUCUUGUAUUUUGGUAUCAAACUGUCUGGUACAUUAGUACAUUUUCUUUUAACAUAGGGUCUCGAUGUUAAUUUGGGUUUUCUAUGAAAGUUUUUAGAAAGUAGCCCUGAAUAUGUGUUUCACACAGUAGAUAAAAGCAAUUUUUUUUGGACUAUACUGAUAUAUUUCUAUUUGGUGCAUGGAUCAAAAUGUAUAUUAAUUAUGUAUAUAUGUCAAUUAUGUCAAAGAAUCAAUUUCUUGACAGGGUAAUUCAUGAAAGUUUAAAAAUAUAUCUUUAUAGUCCCUGAAUAAGCUUCUAAAGAGUUGUCAGGAUUGAAAAUCCUUUGAAUUUCAAAUUGAGCUCAGAUCGAUUAGAGGCCAGUUUUGAUGGAGCAAUGCAGUAAUGUAUUCCAGGUCAUUUACACAUUCUUGGAUGAAAGUCUGAACACUUUACCGUUAACUUGCUUGAUAAAGGUUAUUUCCAUACCAUUUUCUUGGUAACACUCUACUAUAAGGUUAUAUUCAUUAAGUUAUAGUUAUAGUUAACACAAUAGUUAACAUGUUCUAACAAUUAACAAUCAUUUUACAAAAUGUAUUGGGUAAUACUAAUACAUUUUUCAAUUAAAGUUGUUUAUGUUACUUUUAGUUAAUGCAAUAAGGACUAAUAUGACUUUGAUAAAUUAAUAUUAGCCAAGAUUUAAAAAUUCUGUAAAAUCAUCAUUUAUUAUUAUUUCAUGAUAUCUAAUGCAUUAACUAAUGUUAAUGACUAGAACCAUAUUGUGAAGUGUUACCAUUUUCUUUAACACAACACUCUGCAGUUUCUAAAGCUAUGUACUGUAAAUACCCCUGUCUAAUAGUAUAAAGCACUUAGCCACGUUACACAUAUUUUGUGCCCGCCGAGUUGACAUUCAGACUUUUUAUUCUCUACAUUAUCCCAUAGUGAAUUUUAUAAAUAGCACUUGCCACUCAGCCUAAAACUCUGUGUCUGUCCUGCUAAUCUACGGGCAGGUGGUUGAGUAUAAAAUAAAACCGCUCUCCAACAGCACGAAAACCUGCACUGUUUUUUUUUUCUGUUUACAAGAGACACUCUCCUAUAGGAUGACCAUAUUCUGGUUUUCCAAAACGAUGCUAGACCAGAUGCACAUCAUAAUGCAACUAAAGCCGAAUCCCGACCUUUUCGCAAAUUUAAAAAUUCCGGCCGGACGCUUUUUUAAGGUCCGAAAAAGAGGACAUGUCUGGGAAAAAGAGGGCGUAUGGUCACCGUAUCUCGUUUCAUCAAUUGAUGAGGUGUCAUCACAUUUUGUAAAAUACAGUUAGAUUAUAAUUCUUGGUCAGCAAAAAAAAAGGAAAUAAAAUAAAAACAAAAAAGAAAGAAAGAAAGAAAGAAAGAAAAAGAAGGCUGUUAUUUAGGAGCUAGAUUUUUAAAUGGGACAGUGUAUGUUUACUUCUCAGUUUAUAUACUCCAAACUCUCUGUUUAAACAGCCAUGAUAUCUUUUAAGAAUUAGAUAUUUGGGGUUUUCUUUUUGUAAAACGUUUGGUGUUUUUAAAAGGAAAUUAAUUUAAAGUGUUCAAUUUUUUUGCUGCCCGUCUUUAUGUCUUUGUGAAUUACAAUGUACUAUGUAAAUACUAAAUGUUAUUGAGAUUCGUUUUCUUCUGGUUCUGUUUUUUUCUUUGCCAUCCACAGUUCACCAGGAUGAGAUUGUAGGAGUACAUUUGACAUUUUAUAGGGCUGACUUACUGUCAGUCAAAAGCUAUUGUUUGCCACAUCAGUGCAUAGAGAAGAUCUUGAUUUAAAUGUUCAUCGAGAGUAGUCAAGAUAGUAUUUAUAUAUAGGAUAGAAUUCCAGACUGUUCCUUAUUCACUUUAAAGGUACAAAAAUACCUGUAGUAAAUUUCAACAUGCUGCCACCAUUUUUGUUUUCCUUCAUUUGGCAGGAUAAUAUAGAGUGAAACGUUUUACUGUAUAGAUCUUGAAAAUGAGUUUCUAAGAAAAAGCUAUGUGGGGUUUACAUGGAUAAAAGGCUAUACAAUGGUCUGUUGUACACAAUCCUCUCUGACCUGUCACGAUGAUGAGGAACAGGUGGUUAUAUGAUCUCUGGCCUUUGGAUAUGCAGUAAAGUUUGUUAGAUUUUGGGUUUCCCUCUUUAUUUUGAACUGACACUGUCUCCUCCCACAACCUGAAACAUUCCAGUCAUCUUUGAAAGAAUGGAUGUCAUAUGCAAUGAAUCAAGAGUCAAUAAAUACAUUUAAAAUGCAUUUUGA
Messenger RNA from Xyrauchen texanus (razorback sucker), 5362 nucleotides. RefSeq names its product B-cell lymphoma/leukemia 11A-like. NCBI's taxonomy places the organism in Eukaryota, Metazoa, Chordata, Actinopteri, Cypriniformes, Catostomidae. Bases 155 to 2476 code for a protein of 773 amino acids. Gene Ontology annotation, biological process: regulation of transcription by RNA polymerase II; negative regulation of dendrite development. The record is from RefSeq and is a predicted model, not a curated record. The transcript is spliced from 3 exons. Gene Ontology annotation, cellular component: nucleus. Gene Ontology annotation, molecular function: RNA polymerase II cis-regulatory region sequence-specific DNA binding; DNA-binding transcription factor activity.